Rhipicephalus microplus (southern cattle tick) is the source of this 7407-nucleotide messenger RNA. RefSeq names its product membrane cofactor protein. The record is from RefSeq and is a predicted model, not a curated record. NCBI's taxonomy places the organism in Eukaryota, Metazoa, Arthropoda, Arachnida, Ixodida, Ixodidae.
GCGUGACAAGCCUCGAGCCGGCCCAACAACAGUGGCAACGGCGGCGCCAGUAUGGAAGUCCCUGGGGUGGCACGUCACCCUCCUACAGAUUAUGCUUCUCCUCGUUCUGUUGGCGUUGCCAGGCAGUGGCUGAUUGUAGCUGGGACAACCUGACCGACUACACGCUCCACUACACCAGUUCCUACUCUACCGGAGUUCAUCAGGUCUCCUUCAAAGACGGGGAGAAGGCACCUUACAAGUGUCUAGAUGGCUACCUCCCGUCUAGCAAAUAUUCGGGACCUCGCGUACUCAAUGCCACAUGCCGCGGCAACCAGUGGGAGUGGGAUUCAAGGAACUUGCAGUGCAGGCCUGUCAGUUGCGGUCAUCCGUGCCCGAACGGUUACUGUAGGAACGGCGACGUCACACCACUAGUGUUCAACUACCCGCAAGAAGUGACGUUCACCUGCAACAAGGGAUACCACUUGGUGACACACGACGACCAAUACUGGGAUCCCCACAAUACUGUCGUCUGCAAGGGCGACGGCAAAUGGAGCCGUCCUGCACCGAAGUGCGUAGAAAUCUUUUGCCCACAACCCACCCCCAUCGCCGACGGAAAGAUCGACCCGCCACAGGGAAUCUUCCGUGAAAACUCCACAAUCCAGUACGCCUGCAACCAGGGCUUUACGUUGGUUGGUGAUGCUACACGUCGCUGCAAGAACGAUGCAAUGUGGUCUGGCCGUGACCCAACUUGCGAGCGACAUGGAAAGGCUGUGGAAUUUUGGACUCCAAAUGUCAUUGUUGAGAGGUGUUCUGAACCGAAGCCACUGCCCCACGGCGAAAUUAAAACAAACCGCAUUUAUGAGGUUGGCGCCAUCAUCAUUUACGUCUGCGACGACGGCCAGCGAUCGUCUGCCACAUGCGGUGAAGACCUCAAGUGGCGUCCAGACCCACCGUCGUGCACGGACACAAAAAGACAAACUGUAGCAUCAUCACCUUCACCGCCAUUGCCAACAGCUACCACAACCACCACCACAACAACUGCUCCUUUACCACCAACACAGUGUAGCCCGCUGCCAAGCCCAACCUACGGUAGGCUGUUCAGCAAAGACGGAUUCCGAAUCAACGCGUCCGUCCUCUUUACCUGCAACGAAGGGUACGCCUUGCAUGGCCCCGCUACGCUCGUGUGCAAGCCGACGGGCGUCUGGGAUCCUCCGAUGACGCCAACAUGCACUGCGCCUCCGCCAUGGAUCAUCAUCCUCAGUGUUUGCUUGGCGGUUCUUGCCUCACUCGUACUGUGCUGCCUGGGAUUCUUCUACUUCCUUCGGCGGAGACGGCGGAGCACGCCUCCGCCUCGCAACUACAGGCGGCAAAUACGGAAGCCGGGACCAUACGAUGCAAUAUCAAAUGAGGAGGUGGCAAGACUGGGAAAGCCAUUUCCUGUGACGAGCCUAUGAGCCAACCACCAUGCGGCGCAGGUUCAGUGCUGCUGACGAUCUGCAAGCUUUUACUGCUCAACGGCCCAAUGCUGGAAGAUUUGUUUCAGGCCAUUAUCGUCGCUCAGCAACAUGUUCAGUGGGCAUGAGAGCCAGAGGCCAGUGCUUCCUGCUAGGUACUUCGAAGUGCUUCUUGACAUGCCUUCGAACAGAUCUAUUGCAGAUGAGCACAAUGCAUGAGUUACGGAGCAUGUGUCUGCUGCAUCGGUUGGAGUCUCCGGCUGCCUGGGCGUCAUGGUUGUGCCUUGAGUCAUUGUCAUUUGUCCAUGUGCCUGUACUAUCAUGAACUGUCAUGGCAUCUUGGGAAUGCAAUUUCCAAGUUAAUAGAGCGGCCACCACCUUUUACUUACAUCUAAAAUAAGUGAGGUGACCCGCUCGCAUAGCGAUACAUCCUGGUUUCUACGCACCCCUUUUGUCGACCAAUUCUAUUCGUGCAUACAAUAUACAGCAGGCAUGCUUGCCUUAGCUGUAACUGAGCCAGUGAUGGGGCUUUGUUUUCUCACAGAUGAGUGAGCACAUGAAAUUAUAAUCUGUAUACUUUGUGGCUGACUUGAAAGAGCAGCCAAGGUUAUUGUAGAGUUUAUGCUGCAAGGUGUCUAGAGAUGACCGGCUGAAGCGGUUGUUCGAAGCUGCCUAUGUACACUGCAAGGUGUCUAAAGAUGACUGGCUGGAGCGGUUGUUCGAAGCAGGCUGAUGUGUGCCUCCUGGGGAAAUGUUUUUUGCAGUUACUCAGUGGCAUUUGAUUCAUAGAGCAAGAAAUUCAAUUAAGAAAAGGCUAAAAAAUUAUAAAAAAAUUCUAUAACAGAGCCACAUGGGUCCAGUUGUCUUAUUACAAGUGACGACUUGUCCAAAGCUGCCAGUAGUGUAAAAAAAUGAAUUACACCAGUGUAUUGCGUUUUUGCUGUAGCAUGUACUGUGUCAAUGCACACACAGUGUAUUACACUGCACUAUAUUAUAUUGUUGGUUAUGGCCAUAAAUUUUAGUCACGGCUACAGUCUUCAAAGAACUACUUACUGUACGUCUGUCUUAAAAUGCAGCAGAGGUGCUUUGUGAUGUGGCCCACCCUUGCACAUUAUUCAGCUACAUGUAAGGCUUGUUUCAAGUAGCUGUUGGGUGCUCCAUCGAGGCAUAGUAUCAUCAAGUGUUCGUUACGAAAUGUCGCUUUUUUUGACACAGGGCAGGGGGGGGAGGAAACUUGAAACAUUGGCAACUGCUCAUAGCAGAAGAGAAAGCGAUACUAGCAACUUGCCCUAUGAUGAACGCCAGUGGACGACGAUGCAUUUGACGUGUGUGUGUUUGUGAAUCGGGCUUUACGAAGGCCUUGAAAUUACUGCCACGCCGACAUGAAAAUUAAGUUUAUUUAUUUUAUUUACAGUUGGUACAAGCAAAGAUAUGUUAGAAGCAUAGGGAAGUACUCGUCUAGUAUGAUAACCAUUAAGCUAACUGCAUCCUGAUCAGGGUCACCAACUUUCCUACAAUAAAUAUAUGACUUAUGGGACGUUCAAAGAGGCAUGGCACAAAUAGUAAAAUUUUGAAUUGUUUUGAUAAAGUGAUACUGUACAAUCAAACUAAACAAAAACUUGUCUUGAAAAUAGGUAGCAGAACUAGCAAGUUUGCUUUGACAUUUGGUUGAGGACAGCUAAAGAGCAGUGCGUAGCUGUUGGCUCGUCUGUCAACAUUGGUAUAGGACUUUUAAGUCUCAGUUUACUCAUUUUACAUUUGAUUUGAAAGCAUGGGUUGAACUGUGAACUGUUUGAUCUAGAAGUUACCAUUUGUACCAGCUGAAAAACUAAAACAGUGGCAGCCAUACCUGUGAUAACAGUUGGAAUUAUGACAAAAUACUGAGAAUAUCUUGCAUGCUUACUUUAUUGCAACAAGAACAGUUCAGAUAGUGAAUAAAUUAUUUAUGCAACAGUUCUUGGGUAUUCACUGAGCUCUACCGGUGCCUUUUGCAUGCAUUUGUGCAUUUUCAAAGGCGUAUUUUGGAACAAGUCAGAGUCGUCUUGUGAGAAGCAGUGAUUUUGUGUUGCUGGCCAGAUGUGGUGCCAUCUCCUUUAGUUUACCCUUUAGCUCAUCAGUACCUUUUGCUUUUUGUGUUUCGCAUGGUUUUGUGCCUUUGAAUAUUUCUUUAUAUUGUCUGCCCUGUGAAACAAUGCAUUUAUGGCACCUGCAAAACACAGUCCUCCGUGGCCAUUGUGUUUCAGCGUGCAUUAGUCCUUUUCCUGGUCCCGCAAAAGUAUAGUACAACAUUUUGUUUGUUGUACAAGUCUUUUACCUUUGUUUUCUCGUUUGUACAAAAAAUAUGGCCUGAUUGCAGAAUACGGCCACCACCGCUGUACCAGUGUAUAGAUAUAGAGCAAGUUGGGAUAGCAAAAGAAAAGCUGAAAAGAAAUGGAAAACAAAGAAUAAAUCUGGCAUUCUGUUUAUACCUAUCAUACUUUUUCUUUCAUAUAACUCUCCAUUACAUCUCACUUGUGCUAUGCUGUAAAGUCUUGCAGGUAAGCCAGGGCCACAUCCAGGUAACCACAGAGGGAGGGUUGUAUAUAUACAUAAAAGGAAAAAUGGAAAAGUGUUAGGUUUCGCAGAGCUCACUAUUCUGCUUGUGAGAGGAUCGUAGGGUAGUUAUUGGGGAACAUGCGAGUGUAGAUCAAUCAUACCUGCUAUACAGGGCUUGUAGUUGCGCAUUUGCGUUGGUUGUUGUCAGGUAAGGCAGGAGAACCAGUCUUGCAUUUCAGGACCUUUAAGGCAAAGCUCCAGUGAUCUCUGCUUUGGUAGAGGGUUCACUGUCCAGUAGGAAGCUAAAAGAUGGCUCCAUAGGGAAACCCCAAUUAUGUGAAUUUUGUGAUGUGACUGAAAAAAAAAUUAUUCAGCACCACGAGGUAGUUGUGGGUGUUUGAACACCUUAGCAAUGCUUGUACAUACGGGUGCACCAUGCUAAUCUAUUCAAACGUACGCCACGUACACUUAUGCCUACACUAUGCAUUUUUAAUGUAUACUCUUACUGUACUCUCAAAGCUCUUGCCCGGUUCAAUUAAGAUGCUGAAUAGCAGAACUCGUUUUCAAUUGCAAUGCACUCGAUGUUGGGUUCAAAGUUGAAAACUGAGGGUGUUCAUACUCUUGACAGUAGUCGGCCUUCGUCUUUGGGGACCUGUUGAAGAAACGAUGGUGCAUGUGGCCACUGUAAGCAGCGAGUGAAGGUUACUGAAGCUGGACAUGAAGCAUCGUCAAUGGCAUCAGCAGGCCACAACAAUAGAUAAAAGGCAUGGAAUUUAGCAAAAAAAAUGAGCUGCAGUACACCAAUGCUCUUUCUAAUCUAUGAGGGAUGUGCACUGUCGUCCUUAAUGAAAGGGAACAGGUGAGCACGUGGCCUGCGCUCUGCGGCACCUACCUACAGGCCCAUCAUCGACCAACAGCAAAAGACGUUGACUUUUGGCGUCAUCUACUGGCAAACAACACAACGAAUUAUGGCCGCUAGACAAGCGCUGUACGAUACUGUAGGCAGCGGUUGCAGAGAAAAGACCACGUGAUCACGUGUUUUCUUUUAUAAAGAACAGCAGUGUACAAUGGUUUCAUUUAUAGGGAAGCACUUUCAUUAAAUCUGUUGCCGUCUCCCAUAUCAGUGGAUCGCCCAGUAUGCACUUCCAGUGCCUUGGAAUACGAGAGCCAAAAUAAUGUAUAUAUGAUUCUGUUUACGAUGAUAUCCUUUUUCGAACUUUGUUGGUCAGAAUGGGGGAUGAUGGGAAUGAAAUAGUGUCAAGCAAAAACAAUCUAAAUGUAUUUUUAAACAACGAGGUAUUGAUUUAUGCAGGCGUCCACUAUUUACCAUUAUUUGUGGCAGGCAAGGAAGAGAGAAAGCAACUUUUUGAAAGGGACAAGAACUUUCAGUGCAACCUGUGAGAAUUUUUGUGAUAGCUCCUGAACUUUGUGUUCAACCACACCAUGACAUCGUACAGAAAGGGGCUUGUUUCCUUUGUAUUUAUUCUGUGGCAAGUUAUUUAGACAGAACAUUGUGAGACUACUAGACUGAUUGCACCCAUUGCAGAAAGCAGGGCUCUGAAGAUAGUGGUAAUUAGUACCAUUAUAUUUCCUAUGACCUCUAUUGUCCAGAGCAGCAUGCUCAUUUACAUUUUUUGGAGCCCCAUUGUCAUCUUUCACUGUUCUUGUGGGUUUGUUGUUAACAGAGUGCAGUAAGUUUUUUGUGGGCAGGCUCUUUAAAGCAGUCAGUUGUCUGCCUGUUUGUACUCUCAAACCUCAUUAUAACAAAGUUGAAUUUUAAAUGAAAAUAAUUUUGGUGUAUUCGAAAAUUUAUUGUAAAAGUUUAUUCCAAACAACGUAUCUAUUGAAAAACUAUUUUUUGUUCACUUCGUUAUAACCGAUAUUUUGUUAUGUCAGGGUUCAUUAUGUUGAGGUUUGAGUGUAUAAUGAAGUGUGUGAAUGCACAUUGCCUCAGUGACUUGUGUGCCACACCCUUGAAAUAACUGUCUUUAGGCAUGCAGCAUUUGAAGUGUUCGUGACGUAACGCACCUUUUGCAGACCUCUGCUCUCAUCGUCGUGGCACCGAUUUGCCCACUGUGCCUUGCACUUGUGCCUUGAAAAGUGCGCUAUUACACUUUUGUAACAUGAAAGUCUUUCCGUCAGCUCUUAAUGGCCUGAGACAUCGACGAGUACUAUACUGUUCACUAGAUAACGGCUCGUGAAUGAUGAGGUCAUACACGAGCUAAAUCUACUGAACAGCCGUAGGCCAUGUAGUAUAGCUACACUUUGUAAUCACAAAAAACUUUUUUAUUUUUGAACAGGUAGUUUGAAAGUGCUUGACACGAAUUUUGUUGGGCUGAAAUGCAAGUUCAACCGUUUUAAUGUGUUAAUUAGGUUAUUGACAAAUGGACAAUUAAGCCAAACUUUGUGAAUUUUUUUAGGGAGUUCAAUACAAUGAUUGUAAAAGGUUGUGCUACCUGAAACUCUCAUGGUGGUGUUUCAGUUAUGUUUGACGCUGUUGUGUUUUUUUAGAUGAGUUCAACGAAAUGUCCUGCCACCUUAGAAUCUCAGUUCCCGUUUUGGGAUGAACGGGUGAAAAAAAUGUUGCGAUUCUUUUUGUGUAUGUUUGUCUUUGUAAAUGUUUGGAGUCAUGUCUAUCAGACUGAGUUCUUGAUAUGGGGACACUGAUGCUCAUAAGUUCAUGCACUGCUUCAUGCUGUUGUUUAUCCGUGUUCUGGCGACAUCUUUGUGGAUUACUUUUCUUUUAUACUAUGAUUUGUUGCUGCUUAAUAAUGUGUACAACAUGCUGUGCCAUACCAAGUAUUUUGAGCAGUUUUGUCGGGCUGCCUUGCACAGUUCAUCUCAACACUGCUUCACUUGCUUUCUGGUUAAAACAUUCGACAGGCGACACGCUCGCUCGUGUGUUCAAUGCUGGAUGCGUUACUUGUUGGUCUGCCAUGCGUGCCAUGUAGUGAAUCGCUUGUGGUUGCAAAAGUGUCUUCAAUUCCCACAGCAAAAUUUUUUCCUCUCGUUCCACGCUGUGACAUAGCCCUGUUUUCAGUGAGCCUGCAUGAAACUAUAUACGCAGGAGUCUCUUGUUUGGCCGACAGUCCUUACCACUUGCACUCUGAGCAUUAAGGGCAUUAUUGAUGCCGGCAUCACAUGGGCACUUCUGAUGCGAUCUAAUUCUCCUGUCGCAAUUGCCUCCUUGGCAUGUUGCCAAAGAAAGGCCACCUACGAUAGAAACAUUCGAUCCCUACCGAUAUCCAAAGUGUGUCUUGUGUGACCGAGUAUACAAUAUUCGCUGUGCACUCGAAAGCUCGCACAUUGACUGAUUAAUGUUAGUGUGUUCCGAGGCAAGUUGCCAGCUUGCAGAGCUUAAUUCAUUUCUGUUCACGCUUGCACUGUGUGCAGGCGGGCCCCGCAGACCGUACAAAGUGUAAUAAAACAUCAAAAAUUA